This is a messenger RNA of Dreissena polymorpha, 2657 nucleotides long. Its product is annotated as alpha-(1,3)-fucosyltransferase fut-5-like. The record is from RefSeq and is a predicted model, not a curated record. The coding region runs from base 899 to 2095 and encodes 398 amino acids. NCBI's taxonomy places the organism in Eukaryota, Metazoa, Mollusca, Bivalvia, Myida, Dreissenidae. Gene Ontology annotation, molecular function: alpha-(1->3)-fucosyltransferase activity. The transcript is spliced from 2 exons. Gene Ontology annotation, cellular component: membrane.
GCUUCCCGAUUUCGUGCAGAUAAGUGGAGAUAUGAUCUAUUGAUCGGGGACAGACACAAAGUUAUACACACUGUUUGCACAAGCAUUUUAUGUAAAUAGACUUGUUUGGUGUAGAAAGUGAUAUCCAGGCCAGCACAUAAAGUAGUCGUGAAGACGCAGCGAUGUAAAUAAACUCUGACAUUCACACUCACACAAACAAGUGAUAUCGUUGUGUCUGCAAAACGAAUUGCUUUUAUGGUCAAUGUAGUUCGUGUUAGGACGAAUAAUUUCUACUUCAGGACGUACAAUAAGAAUAACAUCAAAAACUUCAUGUUAAUGUUAGAGUACCUAGUAUAAAAAGAACUAUUGUAAAAAAAAACUUGAAAUUAAUGGAGUGUGUUAUAUUCUGAUUUCGGAUUUAAAUGACUUUACUAGUAUUUGGAUUAGUUCAGGUAUGUUUUAUUAUUAAUACUCUUUGUGUCGGUCGAUAUCUAUUGAUAGCUUAUCUUCGAUUGUUAAACAUAUUUGUGACAAUAAAGAAACUUUUAAUUUGAACUCAAGACUUAAAUUGGAUUUAUAACACAUAGUCGCAUAUCGUUUGAACCCGAUGUAUAGGCGAUGUUUGUACCCAUCGUUUCAAUCGAUUAAACAAACGAGGUGAAAUAUUGAUCGCCAAAGGAAGACCAUUUUACCAGCAGUGUAUUAUUUGGAGUGAAUAUGCGUGCAUUCAGGCGUGGAACUCAUAUACAAGAGAAUAGGUUGUGAUGUUGUAUUUUUUUUAAAAUUAACAUUUCGGAGUGGGACACACACCUAACAUGUAGUAACUAUGAACUACAGAUUCCUUUUCAAUAUCAAAUAAACAGCAUGCGUGCAAGUGGCUAUUAUCCGACUCUCGAGAGUAUUUGAUUUGACGUGAAAUAUGGCUUUAUGGAGAAAAUGUACAUUUCAAAGAAGGAAGAUAUUUGUAAUAGCAGGCAUAUGUAUUCUAUGUGGUACAGCCUUCAUGACGCAAUACGUACAAGAUAUUGAUUCAAAAACCGCUCCUAGAAGAAUGGGUCCGUUGGGUCCCUUAAGCCCGCCAUCGAAAACAUCAAAACUACAAAAGGUGAUCCUUUAUUGGAUACCGUUCAACGGAAACCUUUGGAUAGAGUCUGAGAAAACACUUGUCACGGAACAAUGUCCUGACUCAUGCGCAGUGAUCACUGAUAAAAAUGACAUUGAAAAUGCCGACGCAGUGAAUUUUCAUCUUGUUGACCUAUGGCCGGAUAACUGGAAUAUUGGAACGUCGGAAACGAUCCCUUUUCCGUCAUACCGCCGAAGCGACCAAGUAUGGAUAUUGACCAAUCAGGAACCCCCUACCCAUAUGUUCGGGAAUCUCCGUGUAUUUAACGGUCUUUUUAACUGGACAGCGUGGUAUCGGAGUGACUCCGUAGUUCAGCUGCCUUACGGUUUGCCUGUUGCAUUGACCGAACAAGAAUCUACACGAAUGCAACAAACGACUUCAAAGAGAAACUUUUUUAAAGAGAAAACUAAAGAAAUUACAGGCAGGAUAAGUAACUGUAAGGACCAGGGGAAAAGGUAUCGCCUUAUACGAGAAUUACAGACGUAUCUUGAUAUAGACAUGUAUGGUGGGUGUUAUAAUAACAGCUGUUAUGGCGAAAAUUGCUCUCACGAUUUACAUAAAUAUAAAUUCUAUUUAUCCUUCGAAAAUGCUAGAUGUAAAGAUUACGUGACUGAAAAAUACUGGGAAGCGCUCCGUAGGAAUCAGAUUCCCAUCGUAAACUGGAAUUACUCGAAUAUAAAUCGGACUUUAGUAAUUCCAGGUUCGUUUAUCAGCAUCUAUGACUUUCCAAGUAUACGGGACUUUGCUUCCUACAUACAAAAAGUGGGCUCAAACGAGACGUUGUACAACAGCUACUUCGAAUGGAAAAACCACUACAAGGAUCAAACAAGAUGCAGCAGCUGCGAGAUUUGUAGCCGGUUGCACAGCAACACGUCCAUUCACGUGAUUAAGGAUCUGGACAAAUGGGUUCGAAAUGAUAUAUGUCCAAAAGUUGAGGUAUUCAACAACCUUCUCGACAAAAUUGACCGGCGUUUGUUUGAGUGGGGCUGGUAGAAAUAGGCGCGUAUUCGAUUGGUUAUGGUAGAAUUCGGCGCUUGUUCGCGUGCUUAUGGUGAAACUCGGCGCUUGGUCGACUGACGUUGAUAGAAACCAGUCCUUAUUUAACAGUGGGAGUAGACACCGGCGCCUCUUAUUCUUAGCGAUAAUGGAACCAGUGCGUAUUUCAUUGGUUAUUGUAAAGAUGGGCACUUGUUCGACUUGGUGUGAAAGGAACAGGCGCUUACCUGACUGGCGAUUAUAAAGAAGUGUCCUUUUUACUGGCUAUGGCAAAGCCCUCGCUUAUAAUGGCUAUGGCGAAUAGUUUUGUUUUAGCAUUUAUGCUGUAUGAUUUUGUACUUUUAAAUUUUGAAAUAUUUUUAUCAACAUGCCUUGUAUUUUCCAAUCAAACGACGAACGAAAAAAACAUAUUAAUUUACAUUGUGAAAAUUGUUGAAUAUUGUAUUUGUAUUAUGAUGAUUACGUACAUUGUGUAUAAUCGUAAUUUUUUAAUGAAGAUAUAUCUACCGUGGACCUGUUUUAUCGUUCAAACAUUCGUUAUGAUAAAAAUUAAAACGUA